ACGCGUAGCCGGCGCGGCCAAUCGGCGUCCCGGAAGGAGCUCGUUUCGGCGUCUGAGCCAGUGAAUGACAGCAGCGCCGCCCGCCGGUCGCGGCCGCGGCCCCGCCGGUGUCCCGAGCCUCCUGUCAGCGCGCCCCUCAGCUAGGCGAGCGGCGUGCGUCCCCGCGUGUCCGUGGCCCGGCGGGCUCUCCCCGGCCCCUGCCCCGCUGUCCCUCCGCUGCCGGCGCCAUGGGCAGCGAGCAGAGCGCGGAGGCCGAGAGCCGCCCCGGCGAUCUGAACGCCUCAGUGACCCCAUCUCCAGCGAAACAUCGGGCCAAGAUGGAUGAUAUCGUGGUUGUAGCUCAGGGCUCUCAGGCCUCCAGAAAUGUCAGCAAUGAUCCUGAUGUCAUCAAGCUGCAAGAGAUCCCAACCUUCCAGCCCCUUUUAAAAGGGCUCUUGAGUGGACAGACGUCCCCAACAAAUGCCAAACUGGAGAAGCUGGACUCUCAGCAGGUGUUGCAGCUCUGCCUACGGUACCAAGAUCACCUGCACCAGUGUGCAGAAGCAGUUGCUUUUGAUCAGAAUGCUCUAGUCAAGCGAAUCAAAGAGAUGGAUCUGUCCGUGGAAACCCUCUUUUGCUUCAUGCAGGAGCGCCAGAAAAGAUACGCCAAGUAUGCAGAGCAGAUCCAGAAGGUUAACGAGAUGUCGGCCAUACUGCGCCGCAUCCAGAUGGGCAUCGACCAGACGGUGCCACUGAUGGAGAGGCUGAACAGCAUGCUGCCCGAGACUGAGCGCCUGGAGCCCUUCAGCAUGCGGCCUGAGCGGGAGCGGCACUAGCAGGCACCUGCCCCCCUGGCCGCAGCUCCUCCAGCCUCGCCGGGCCCUAGUGUUUGCUUAGAUGCGGUUGACCGACACCCGACUUUCCCAGGUGGUCGUUCUUGAUUCCCGAAGUUGGGACAGCUGAAUUCCUAUGAGUUCUUUAAAGAACAUUGCCUCCAGAGUUAUUUUUAUUUUGCUCAGAUUUUUUAAUUAAAAGUGUAUAUAGACUAGCUCCUGCAAUGAAACUGGAGAAAGCGUUAAGAAACUGUGUUCUCCUUGGCACCCGGGAGACUCCUGCUUCUCUGGGUUGUGGUCGUAAAUAUAAGAUCUAAGUCUAGUUUCUGUCCCCACGACAGCUGCCAUCACAUCAGGGAGCUGUCUGGCAGUGUCCUUUCCCCCUCCCGGAACACUGCCUGUUUCCAGGUACCUGCCCCUCCUGUGGGCCGCUGGAAACUGAAGGCGCCCUUCACCCACUCAUGAAGUUGUCGUCUGUUAGAGCUGCUCUCCCAUACGGAGUUCAGCCUUCUGUGACCGCGGGCAGACCUCGGCCUCCAUAACAAGGUCUGCACCAACAUCUGAUCGUACCCAGAGACCCGCUGAGCUCCGCUGAUGCUCCAGGGACAUGUUGGGCUACCUAGCCUCUGCCUUCCACUGUCUGCUGUGGAUCAUGAAGGUGAGAAAAGAACUUCUGCCCAUCUUAGGAGUUCAAGGAAGAAAGGCCAAGGGAAGGAGGAGUGGAAUGAAUGCGGGACAGGCCUGAAGAGAAGAGCUGGGGUCUGGAGAGAUGGGGCUGGAGCCUGCAGCCACUACCUUGCUCCCUGUAUUCCUCCAGGACCCAGAGUAUCAGGAGCCAGAAGAGCCUUCAGUGUUUUUAUAAGAUUAAAAUUAAUCUGCUUAAUUUAUUGUGUAACAGCUAAACUUGAUCUGAUUGUAAUCUUUUUUAUUUUUAAUUUUAUUAUUAUUGUGAUUGUAUAUAUGAUGUGUUGUGUAUGGAUUGUCACAGUGCAUGCUUGGAGGUCAGAAGACAAAUUUGUGGAGCUCUCCUUCCACCUUUAUGUGGGCUCUGGGGAUCGAACUCAGGUCUCUUGGCUUGCAUGACAAGCAUCUUUACUCAAUGAGCCAUCUAACCAGGCCCACAAAAAUCCUGGUUCUUGAUCAGAUACUAAUUUAUAAUGUUUUUAAAACCCCAACUAAAAUGUAGGGCAUAAGACAGUUGAAUGGCAGAGGAAGCAUGAUUGUAUACUUGUAGCUGGCCUGGAAUUCACUCCUAGGCCAGGCUGAGCUUGUGGCCACUUCCUGCCUCUGUGUCCAUAGUGCCAAGGUUACAGACUUCACCAUUCCCAGUAUGUCUAGUAUGUUCCAGAUGACUGAAUACAUAAAGAUUGUCCAUUUGUUUGGAGCUGGAAGAACCCAGACAGGACCUACCACUUCCAGGGUAGCCUCUGGGUCGUAGUCUGGAAGGGGCUGAUGUCUUCAUCCCUCAUGUGGAAGGAGGUGAGGUGGGCUGAGAGAGCUUUGGGGAGCUGCAGCAGCGAGCUGGGUGUUGAGCCCCCAGUGAAGGUGGUCUGUACAUAUUUCUUCUCAUGACUGGAGCUUUAGCCAUUUCUAGAGCAAUUCCCAGGAGUUACAAUGUAAAGCAGAUGUUCUGUAGCAUAAAUCCUACUAAAUACCCUGAGAUGGUUCUAGAGCGUGCCCUGGGUGAAGGAAUGGCAGCCUGCAUCGAAUAAUCCCGCCAGUGUUUCCAGUGCUUUGCCUUCUGUCUCCUGGGCAUGCUCAGAUGUCAGAUAACUGAGACUGGAGUUCCAAACUAAGUUUGCUCUUUUUCCACUGAUCUUUUCUCCCAUAGCGUUUCAUUCUAUUUUUGAUUUUUUCAUACUGCUUUAAUAUUAUUUCCACAAAGCAUUUUAAUAUGUGAUGUAGCUAAAUGAAGCCCGAGUUGUCCUCAGAAAUAGUUUUUUCCUUUUCUCAAAGUUUCAGAUGGGCAGAAAGCUGCAGAGUCCUGCAGGAGGUGCACAUGGACUGGGGGCUUCUUCUCAGUCACCUCCACCAUUGUUUUUCCCUGAGUUUCUGGAAUAUUUAGAACCCAGCUCUAUGCAGAGAUUCUCCUAAGCCUUCAAAGAAAGAAGGGCUAAUCGUUCGGAGCUGUGUGUACAGUGCAGGCUUCCGUUGCUGCCAUCAAUUUGACUUUGCGUAGUGAACCCUGAAGUGCAGCGCAGACUCAGCCCGAGGGCUGCGCGCUCCGGCCAUCUCCUCAUUUCAUGGCAGAAGGGUCGGGGAUGAAAGAAGCUGCAGCAGCCAGCUCACUUUCUUCAAGAAAUUAGGGCGAGGCUAGAGCUUGUGUUGGGGAUCCUCCUAGUUUAACGUGUUGCUGUGGGGUGGGGAAGGUGGUGUGAGCUUGGCUAAGCUGAACUAUUUUCUUUUUUUUUUCUUUUUUUUUUUUUUUUUGGUUUUUCGAGACAGAGUUUCUCUGUGGUUUUGGAGCCUGUCCUGGAACUAGCUCUUGUAGACCAGGCUGGUCUCGAACUCACAGAGAUCCGCCUGCCUCUGCCUCCCGAGUGCUGGGAUUAAAGGCAUGCGCCACCACCGCCCGGCGCUGAACUAUUUUCUAGAAGCCCCUUCUGGUCUCCUUUAGGGUGAGGCUGGCCACCAGCAAAGUUCCGUGAGAUUUGGAAGAGGGUGCCCCCUUCCGUCUUCUACACGGCUACUGGGAUCUGCUCCAGCCCGGGGAGUGUUGGCUUCUUCAGAGCAUCCUUGCACCUGGAUGAAAGCUCCUGUGUGAGGAGAAGCUGCCGAGGGUUUCUGGGGUCCUUUUCCAAGUUAAUCUGGGAAGGCGAGUGAUGUAUCAAAACAUCCUCAUGCUAUGUCUCUUGGAUGACUGCUAUCCUAUGUGGCCAGUACAGGUUUUUGUGGAAAUGAAGAAAUAGCCUGGAGUUGUCAGAGAGCCCUGGAUGGAAGUUUAAUUUUUUGGUAAGCCAUUUUUAUUUCCCUGAGCCUCAAUACUAUAGUUUGGAGCUAAUGUCCCUCAAAGGUCCAUGAAUGCGAAAAGCCCAGUCAGUCCCCAGAAAAUGGUGCUGUUGGGAAGAGGGGGACCUAGGAGAUGGGGCCUGGUGGAAGGAAGUCUGGUCAUUGGCAAGCAUGCCCUUGAGAGAACAAUCUCUCACUUCCCAUCCACUGUGAAGUCUAUGAUACUUGACUCUAGUUGUUUGUUUUGGUUCUUGAGAUAGAGUUUCACGGAAGCCACGCUGCUGGCCUUGAACUCGCUAUGUAGCUGAGGAUCUCAACUUUCUGAUGGUCCAGUCUGAUGGGGGAUAGUCUUCUGUUUUGUGUUAAUUUCAUUGGUUAAAUAAAGAGACUGCCUUGGCCCUUUAAUAGCACAGAAAAUUAGGUAGGCGGAGUAGACAGAACAGAAUUCUGGAAAAAGCAGAUUCAGAGA
This is a messenger RNA of Microtus oregoni (creeping vole), 4230 nucleotides long. It is a transcript of the gene Borcs5, whose product is annotated as BLOC-1 related complex subunit 5. The coding region runs from base 228 to 815 and encodes 195 amino acids. The record is from RefSeq and is a predicted model, not a curated record. The transcript has 4 exons. Gene Ontology annotation, cellular component: cytoplasmic side of lysosomal membrane; synaptic vesicle membrane; BORC complex. NCBI's taxonomy places the organism in Eukaryota, Metazoa, Chordata, Mammalia, Rodentia, Cricetidae. Gene Ontology annotation, biological process: positive regulation of anterograde synaptic vesicle transport; organelle transport along microtubule; lysosome localization.